Molecule: messenger RNA, 620 nt
Organism: Lactuca sativa (garden lettuce)
Lineage: Eukaryota; Viridiplantae; Streptophyta; Magnoliopsida; Asterales; Asteraceae
Source: RefSeq, a predicted model, not a curated record
AUGGACGCCGCCACCGCCGCCGCCGAAUCUAGCACACCAACAAUCCCCAUCCUCAGACGACGGAACUCCACCGGGUCACCAACUGUCGAUACAAAAGCCUACCACUCUUCUUCCUCCUCCUCCAUCGCCACCACUACAACCGCCACCACCUCCACCUCCUCCUCCUCAUCUUCUUCUUCUUCAGUGGAUUUUGAGCUGAUCGCGAUCAAACCCACUUGUUAUACUUCCCUCCGGGAUAUACUUCCAUCGCCGACAUCCUUCGUCCAAUCCCCUAAAGCUGCAUGCUCCGCCGUCCAUUCGGGUUAUGAAAUCUCGAUAAAGAAUCACCUUGUGAAACAGGCCGCAUGGGCUUACCUUCAACCCAUGUCCACCUUUCCUGAAGCCGACGGAACCACCGUGCUCCACCGCCUCUGGAUUCAAUUCUCCGGUGCUGUCCUCCGUCUCAUAACCGCAACCUUCGAUUGCCUCCUCCAAGCCGGAACCACCGCCUCCAAAUUAUAACACUUACAGAAGGUAACAGAAUUGUAAAACACCCACCACAAUUUCGCUUUGAUUUUCUCAAUUUGUAGAAACAAAAAAAGAAAUCAAUUGAAUGAAUGAAAAUCAAAAUCAGAUUACAA